CAGGGGCGGAGGCCAGACGCGCGGAGCGGCCGAGCCCGGGCGGCCCCGCUGCGCCCCAGCCGUGCGCCCCAGCCGUGCACCCCGCACGCCCGCGGACCGCCUCGCUGGCGCCCGACCCGCAGCAUCUGUGGACACCCAAUCCCCUGCUGCCCUUAUUUGAAAACCAGCUUUUGUUGUGCCGAUCAAACGGCCUGCGAUUUUUGCCAACGCUAUCGCGACAAAAUAUGCUGAUUCUGUCCUUUUCAACCCCUGCGUCAACCUGACUUUCGGUAUUCUUGUGCAUUCGUGACCCUCCGUAAAGAUGUCUGAACCUGACUUUUCGUCUGUGUUUUCGGGGAAUAUGGAGAAUGGGACUUUUCUUGAGCUGUUCCCCACAUCCCUGUCCACAUCGGUGGAUCCAUCCUCAGGCCACCUGUCCAAUGUCUACAUCUAUGUGUCCAUAUUCCUCAGCCUUCUAGCCUUUCUGCUUCUGCUUCUAAUCAUUGCCCUCCAAAGGCUCAAAAACAUCAUCAACUCCAGUUCCUCCUGCCCGGAGUAUCCAAGCGACGCUGGGAGCUCUUUCACCAAUUUGGAAGUCUGUAGUAUUUCCUCUCAAAGAUCCACUUUUUCAAACCUUUCAUCCUGAAGAAAAUGGAAGCCACCUUGAAUGCUGCUGCAGCGUGGAUUUUUUCCUCAUGGGGGGUGUUGCAUGGAGCGGUCGCCUCAUGAAACAAAUACCCCCUUUCUUUUUCACCCCUCAUUUCUUUCCCACCCAGGAUGCUUCUCAUUUGUGAGUGUGGGAGUUGAUGCUGACAGAAAUGCGUGCAAAGCUGAGGUGCAGAAUUUCGCACAAACCACCUGACGGGUCUGGAGCUGACGUCUUCCAUGUGGACCAGCUCAUUCCCCACUGUUGGGUACCUGAGGCAGGGCCCCCGUGAGGCGGCCUCGAAGUGGGCGCUGGAGGUGGACGUGUGCACUUCACUUCUCUUAACAGAACCUUGAAACCAGCUGAGCUGGCAGAAUCUGGCAAAACUAAGUCUGAGCUAUUUAGAAGGUAUUUUCUGUGUUUGAAAGAUAAAGUGGAAACACCAAAUUAAGAAAAAGAGAUUUAGAUGUGACGUAUAACAUUUAGCUUUAAUGUAUAACAUUUGUAAAACCGGGGGCAAAAAUAUGCUGUUUUCUUUAACUUUACUUUAACAGAUGAAAGUCACAUUUAUUGACGAAGUAAGUCCUAUUUGGAGACAUUUUAGAAGACUUUCACUUUUAAUAGAAGGCAAGUUAUGUGUUAUGAUGCUGUUCCUGCCUCUUAGAUUUUUUUCUCUACCUAUGUUAGAGUCAUAACAGCCUACAAAUGUGGAUGUCUGUGUGAUAACUGCUGUUACUGUUACUAAGAGAAACACCAGAAGAGACACACAAUAAGUUUUUAUUUUAUAUCUGUAAUUUCUAGCAGAGGGAAUUAAGCAUAUGAGAAAUAUUCACUUAGUUGCAUUUUAUACAGUACUGACUCCUACCAGGCAUGUUACUGUUUCUUCAUUCAGUGUCACAGUCUUUAUAAGUUUGGGGCAGAAUUAUACUAAGGCUCUGAGCUCUCAGAUGUUCUCAUUAGGUUGCAAAACUCAGAGACUAAGUUGCUAAUACACAUGCUACUAUAUACCCCAUGAAUGUUACAAGUCUUUGGUAAUUAGUUGUUGUAUGUUAACAUACUACUCUGCAUUAGGAUUGUAAGAUGUGGUUUUAUAUUAAAAAUUGUAGACACUCAAAAACUGUGUAGCUGCUGGGAGCUUGGUGACCCUGGCAGCUGCCAAGCAGUGGUCAGCCCAGCCCCAGACCUGACACUUUCUCCACGGAAUGAGGCAUAUACGUGAGCACAGACAUGGGAUGUGAAGGGAUCAAACUGUCCCUAAAAACAAAACGAAACUUCAGCUUCUUAAGAGUAAGGAUUUUCAUUUAAUUUUAAAAAUUAAUGGCCCACAGCCUAAACAUUGAACUUAUUCAGUGACAGAGCCCACUGCAUCGACAUGCCCCUGUUUUCUCAUGGCAACUGGGUCAUUUCCUUUUCAAAACUGGAAUGGGACAAAGAACCCAGCAGUUUUACAGAAAAUGUCAUUGUCAUUCUAAGAUGCUGAGAGUGCUGAGGUCUGUUAAUGAGGAUAGGAAGGUUUUGUUUUUUCAAUCCAUAAGGCUUAUACUUAAAUCAGACCACAUUGAACUACUUAUAUCAAAAAUGUCCCCAAACACUGUAAGACCUGCACACAGUGGCUGCCGUGAAAUACGCAAUUGGUGGAAGAUGAGCUUCUGCCGCCGUAAAGCCUGGCGGCGUGUGGAGUGUCAUGUAGCAUAAAUGCUGGGCUCGGAAACCUCUGCUGUUCGGGAUCACUAUUGGCACUCUCUGAAUGUAUAUAUAUAUGUGUAUGUGUACUAAUAAUAUAUUCACACUCGCCCAAUUAAAAGUGUGAAAGCUAC
Manis javanica (Malayan pangolin) is the source of this 2442-nucleotide messenger RNA. RefSeq names its product serine rich and transmembrane domain containing 1 (gene SERTM1). Lineage: Eukaryota; Metazoa; Chordata; Mammalia; Pholidota; Manidae. The record is from RefSeq and is a predicted model, not a curated record. Gene Ontology annotation, cellular component: intracellular membrane-bounded organelle.